Hirsutella rhossiliensis is the source of this 1278-nucleotide messenger RNA. RefSeq names its product GTPase FZO1. Gene Ontology annotation, biological process: mitochondrial fusion. Gene Ontology annotation, molecular function: GTPase activity. The record is from RefSeq and is a predicted model, not a curated record. The transcript has 6 exons. Lineage: Eukaryota; Fungi; Ascomycota; Sordariomycetes; Hypocreales; Ophiocordycipitaceae. Gene Ontology annotation, cellular component: mitochondrial outer membrane. Bases 1 to 1278 code for a protein of 425 amino acids.
AUGCCGCGACCCGGUCCCUCGGAGCGCCUCGUGCACGCGCCAAAGGCCGAGACGGGGCGGUUGGGCGCCGGACUCCCGCGGACCAAGAUUGACUGCAGCCCGCCACCCCGGCUGGCUACGGCUUGUUGGAGGCAGGCCAUCCCAGGCUUGGCGGCACAGGCUCAAACGGCAUGCCGGACGCAACGGCGGUCUGCGGGAGAUUUCAACCAGUUCAAGACCAAUCUACGUGGCCGUUACACGACCCUUCCUCGAAACCGCAUACGCAACCCACGGUCGACAACAACAACGGACAUGGUUCGCCACCACCGGCGCCGGAGCUUCUCGUUUUACGGCUGGAUAUUAGGAAAGGAUGCCAUUGCCUCGAUGCUAGAAGAGAAGAUAGGCGCCUGCGUUCGACAGCUCCUGGCUCUGCGGGAGAGAAUUAAUGAUCCGUUGAGCAAGAUUCUUGUGACCGGCGACGUGCUGAACGCCAAGAACUCGGAUCUGGAAGAGGUCCAUGCCGCCACUCCACAACACGCCUGCGAUGUCUUCACGUUGCAAGACCUUGAGCAGGUCGUGACAGACGCACGGUAUACACAGGGUAAGGUCUUUGUCAACGACCUGCGCACGGCAGACGAGUCUCUACUUAGUAACAAGGAGGUGGUGGACAAUACUCUUAUCGACGCCCCAGGCUUGAACCACGAUACCACUCACACAACUGCUGUAUUUGCGCGACAAGAAGAGAUUGAUGUUGUUGUUUUUGUGGUUUCUGCCACCAAUCACUUCACAAAACGAGACUCAUUAGCUAGACAGGUUGAUAUAUCCAUCGAGCUGCAAGACUUCAUUGACUGGCAACCGCUGGUUUCGACUGGGAAGUUUGCUAAUGCGGGCAUGGCCCUCACCCUGGCUACUGCCGUAGGCGGCCGUUUGGCUGACUUACAUGGGUGGUUGAACCCAGCCCUGAUGUUGGCCCGCGUUGUAGAUAAUAACAGCUUCCGCCGGCUCCUUGUUCCAGGAGUCUUGAUUGCAGUUAUCGCCGCCACUAUGGCGCACAUCCUCCAGCAGAUCCCCCACGCUGUUCCCAGACGGUGCGCAAAGUACUCCGGACCCCGGCUGAGAGUGUCCGGGGUGUGCCUGGAUAGGUCCGUCCGGGAUUUGGAGCAGCGGCGAGACGACAUGGAUAAGCUUCAUAACGAUAGCCACGCCGCGCUCAGGUACUUUGGCAAUCUUGUGCGGGCCAGUACUGCGGAGCAGAACACUGUCAAGGAGAUUAACCUCGAAGCACCACCUGCUUGUUGA